Messenger RNA from Lolium rigidum, 3090 nucleotides. RefSeq names its product ABC transporter A family member 8-like. Gene Ontology annotation, cellular component: intracellular membrane-bounded organelle; membrane. The transcript is spliced from 18 exons. The record is from RefSeq and is a predicted model, not a curated record. Lineage: Eukaryota; Viridiplantae; Streptophyta; Magnoliopsida; Poales; Poaceae. Gene Ontology annotation, biological process: lipid transport; transmembrane transport. Bases 15 to 2858 code for a protein of 947 amino acids. Gene Ontology annotation, molecular function: ABC-type transporter activity; ATP binding; lipid carrier activity.
CGCCUCGCAGACCAAUGCCCUCCUGCGCAAAAAUCUCAUCUUCCAGAGGUGUCAGGCCAUGUUUCAUCAUCUUGCAGAAACGUAACAGGAAGGCAACCAUUCGGCUAAUAAUAGUUCCGAUAUACCUCUGUCUAUUGCUCAGCAUCCUUCAACGAGUCAUCAACAAUUUGUUGGACAAACCAAAAUACAAGUGUGGCUGCAAGUGUGUUAAUGUGAACGGUUCAGUUCCGUGCCAAAAUGUGUGCGGAAUUCAGUACUCUACACUGGAUCAGGCUGGCAGUUGCCCUAUACCAAAUCCUCCAGAAUGGCCUACUCUCCUGCAAGUGCCCCGCCCCGAGUAUCGUGCCAUCCAGGAUUCCUCUAAAUUGUUCACAGGCCUUCCGGAUGCAUCAUGCAGAAAAUCACAAUCCUGCCCGGCCAGUAUUCCCUUCACGGGAGCAAAUGAAAGUCUAUCUACUAGUGUCAUGCAGAACAUGUUCACAGACUCGCCACUUACAAAUAUUUCUGAUUUUACAAGCAUAUCUACUCUUCUCCUUGGGACAGAUGUAUCAGGUACUUCUAGGGGCUUCAUUGAUCCUGCUUUUAUCUCGGGUGCACCCAUUUAUGUACUUCAAUCUCAAUGCAAGCCCAUGGAUUCAGUUACGGUCCACACUACCAUUGAUGCUGUUAAUGUUCACAAAGAGAUAAAAUGUGUUCAAGGUCUACCCUUGUGGCGGAAUAGUUCAAUAACAAUCAAUGCGGAGACAUUUAAGGGUUACCGGAAAGGGAAAACUGGGGAAGGGAUAAGUGAAGUUGCAAUGGCCUAUGAUUUCCAGGACUCAAAUGAGAAGCGUUUCAAUGUGCUUGCAAUUUAUAACUCGACUUACCAGAAUAUCUCUUAUAUUCCAAUGCCAUUCGGACUUCUGCGUGUUUCACGAUCACUGAAUGCGGUCUCAAAUGCCUAUCUCCAAUUUCUACAAGGUCAAGGUUCAGGCAUAAAAAUGUUGCUUGAGUUCUCAAAAGAAAUGCCUAAGCAAGCGACUCGUCUGACGAUUGAUUUUUCUUCUCUUGCUGGUCCUCUCUUUUUUGAAUGGGUUGUCGCAUUACUUUUCCCGGUUAUGCUGACAUACCUUGUAUACGAGAAGCAACAAAAGCUCCGGACAAUGAUGAAAAUGCACGGGCUUGGGAACGGCCCUUACUGGAUUAUCUACUACGCCUACUUCCUUACUUUGUCUACAGUGUAUCUUUUGUUGUUUGUCAUUUUUGGAUCCGUCAUAGGUCUAAGUUUUUUCAAGGAGAACGACUACAGUAUCCAGUUUGUUUUCCUCUUCAGUUUCAUUAACCUGCAGAUUGUAUUAUCCUUCCUAGCUGCAGCAUUCUUUUCAAAAGUUAAUACUGCUCAAGCAAUUGCAUACUUGUACAUAUUUGGAUCAGGGUUAAUGGCAGGAUCUCUUAUUCGCAAUUUUAUUGAAGGUGGAAAAUUUCCAUCACAUUGGAUUACAGUUCUGGAGAUAAUACCUGCAUUUUCUUUAUACCGAGGAUUAUAUGAGCUUAGCCAAUAUGCCAUUAGGGCUUCGGAAACAGGAAAUCCUGGCAUGCGAUGGAGUGAUCUAAGUGAUGAAUCAAAUGGAAUGAGGAAUGUGCUGAUCAUUAUUAUUGUCGAGUGGUUGGUUUUGCUUCCUGUUGCAUAUUAUUUUGACCAUGCUGCUGCAGUUGGACACAGAUCAAGUCCCAUUUCUAUAGUCAAACGUCUUCUAAGGAAGAAUCCCACUUGGAGAAAGAUAGCUGUUAACGAAGUAGCCGAUAGGCCUGCUAAUGAUGUUCAUGUAGAAAUGGAGAAGCUAGACAUUAUCGAAGAAAGGAAGACUGUUGAUCAAGUACUACAGCAACGGUAUAGUGGCUAUGCUGUUAUAUGUGACGAUCUCAAGAAAGUAUAUCAUGGAAAGGAUGGCAACCCUGAUAAGCAUGCUGUUCGAGGUCUAUCACUUGCUUUACCAUACGGAGAGUGUUUGGGUAUUCUUGGUCCUAAUGGAGCUGGCAAGAGCUCUUUUAUUAGCAUGAUGAUUGGAUUCACAAAGCCAACAUCAGGGAAUGCAUUUGUACAGGAUUUCAGCAUACAUACUGACAUGGAUAACAUCUACAACAGCAUGGGGGUUUGCCCACAGAAUGAUAUGCUUUGGGAGAUGCUGACUGGCAGAGAACAUCUCCAAUUUUAUGGUCGCCUGAAGAGUCUCAGUGGCUCUACUUUGGACCUUGCUGUUGAAGAAUCUUUAAGAAGUGUAAAUUUACUUCUUGGUGGUGCUGCUGAUAAGCAAGUUAGGAAGUACAGCGGUGGCAUGAAGAGGCGUCUUAGUGUCGCAAUCUCACUGAUUGGACACGCUAAAGUAGUGUACAUGGAUGAGCCCAGUACUGGACUGGAUCCAGCCUCGAGGAAGAGUCUCUGGAGUGCAGUGAAGCAAGCAAAGCAAGAUAGAGCAAUCAUACUUACGACCCAUUCCAUGGAAGAAGCCGAAGCUCUCUGCGAUCGGCUGUGUAUUAUGGUAGAUGGAAGGCUCCAAUGCAUAGGAAGGCCUCAAGAGCUCAGAGCUAGAUAUGGAGGCUAUUAUGUCCUGACGAUGACGACAUCCUCAGAGUUCGAACACGAGGUUGAGAAUUUGGUACUUAAGCUCUCGCCAAAUGCAAGAAAGGUAUAUCAUUUGUCAGGAACACAGAAAUAUGAGCUGUCGAAGCAAGAAGUUAGGAUUGCAGAUGUCUUCAUGACUGUGGAGAAUUUCAAGAAGAGAAUUGAAGUGCAAGCAUGGGGCCUCGCGGACACCACCAUGGAAGAUGUGUUUGUCAACGUCGCCACAGGGGCGCAGUCGAGUGACCAACUCUCUUAGCCUGGCGCAAGAUCCUACUUGUGAUGUUUCCCUGUCCACUAGGUAGAAAUUCCUUUUGUGAAGCCAAUGAUUUGCUCGACUUGUAUUUGCUUGCCCCUUUUUUAGGUAGUUGUAGUUGUAUGUGUAUGAUUAUUAUUAUGUUCAACAUGUAUAUGCUUAUGUGUACAAUCAGAAAAUGGACCUAAAACAAGCUUUUAUUCUUUAUUUAAUACUAGUACAUAUUUUCUUUUCC